AAUUCUCUACCUUCAUUCCUCCACCUUUGUAGGACUUAUCUUUCUGAACUAUAAUAAUUAUCCGCAACAUUGGGUUGGCUAUUGGAGCUAAUGGGGAGUAACUCAAAUGAAGAGAUUAGGAUACCAUUUUUGCAACAAUCUAAUGGUGUUGACUUAGAUGGUUCUAGGUUUAUUCGUAACGUGAAACAAAGAGUUGCUACUGUUAUGUUCAAAAUCGGGGGUAUUGAAUGCGCAUCAUGUUCGAUAUCUAUUGAAACUCUGCUUCAGAAAUUGGAUGGUGUUGAAAGCAUCAUUGUGUCACCACUUCAAGGCCAAACUGUAGUUAAAUACGUACCGCAACUUGUUAGUGCAAAAACAAUCAAAGAUACUAUUGAAGCAGCAGGUUUCCAUGUCACCGAAUUCCAAGAGCAAGACAUAGCAGUAUGCCGUCUCAAAAUCAAGGGAAUGUCAUGCACAAGCUGUGCUGAAUCAAUUGAAAGCUCUCUUUUAAUGGCCGAGGGAGUAAAAAAGGCGGUUGUAGGUCUAGCACUUGAAGAAGCAAAGAUAAACUAUGAUCCUAAUGUCACCAACACGGAUUGUAUUAUUAAAGCAGUCGUAGAUGCUGGCUUUGGUGCUGAUCUUAUAGGAUCCGAAAAUGAUGCAAAUAAAGUUCAUAUAAAGCUAGAAGGUGUUAUAUCUUUGGAAGAUAUGGCUGCAAUUAAGCAGUCUCUAGAGCUAGUGAAUGGUGUCAAUCAAGUUGAAAUGGAUACAAAAGAAGCCAAGGUGAUUGUUACAUAUGAUCCCAGUUUUACUGGCCCAAGGUCAAUCAUAUCAUUCAUCCAAGAUUCUUGUCCUGGCUCUGCUCAUUUUCAAGCAAGUUUAUACAUCCCAGAAAAACAACGUGAUACAGAUAGAAACCAGGAGAUAAAAACGUACAGAAAUCAGUUCUUUUGGAGUUGCUUGUUUUCAAUCCCGGUUUUUCUAUUCUCUAUGGUACUUCCAAUGACUCCCCCAUAUGGGAAUUGGUUAAGUUACAAGAUUCAUAACAUGCUUAAUAUUGGCAUGGUUUUAAGAUGGAUCCUAUGCACACCAGUUCAAUUCUUCAUUGGUCAAAGGUUUUAUGUGGGAUCAUAUCAUGCGCUAAAACGAAGAUCUGCUAAUAUGGAUGUUUUGGUUGCACUUGGCACUAAUGCUGCAUACUUUUAUUCUGUAUACACAGUAAUAAAAGCAUUGCUUUCGGAUAAAUUUGAGGGAGAAGAUUUUUUUGAGACAAGUACGAUGUUGAUAUCGUUUAUCCUUCUAGGUAAAUAUCUGGAAUCAAUGGCAAAGGGAAAGACAUCCGAUGCCUUAGCAAAGCUCACCAGUCUUGCUCCCGAUACUGCUUGCUUAGUACAAAUGAGCAAUGAAGAAAUCAUUCUCUCAGAAACAGAAAUUAACACAAGAUUAAUAGAGAGAAACGACAUCCUAAAAAUCUUUCCGGGCUCAAAGUUUCCCGUUGAUGGUAUUGUUGUUAAUGGUGAGGGAUAUGUUAAUGAAAGUAUGAUCACUGGAGAAGCAAUACCUGUUGCUAAAAUUCCUGGCGACAAAGUAAUUGGUGGCACUGUGAAUGAGAACGGAUGCUUGCUGAUCAAGGCCACUUAUGUGGGUUCAGAGACUGCACUUUCACAAAUUGUUCAAAUAGUUGAGGCUGCUCAACUUGCCCGAGCACCUGUACAGAAGCUAGCUGACCAAAUAUCAAAAUACUUUGUACCUGUGGUGGUUAUCGCUGCUGUUGCGACAUGGUUAGGAUGGUUCAUUCCCGGAGUAGUCGGAAUCUAUCCUAAAAGUUGGAUACCAAAGGCAAUGGAUGAGUUUGAGCUUGCACUGCAGUUUGGUAUAUCAGUAUUGGUUGUAGCAUGCCCAUGUGCUUUAGGUCUUGCCACUCCUACUGCGGUUAUGGUUGCCACUGGUAAGGGUGCAUCACAAGGUGUACUCAUUAAGGGUGGCAAUGCACUAGAAAAGGCACACAAGGUUAACACAGUCGUGUUCGAUAAAACAGGAACAUUAACAAUUGGAAAGCCUGAAGUUAUUAACGCAGUACUCUUUUCCGGAAUUUCAAUGGAGGAGUUCUGUAGUAUUGCAAUAGUUGUGGAGGCAAAUAGUGAGCACCCGAUAGCAAAAGCUAUAGUAGAGUAUGCCAAGAACAGAUUACAUAACAAUAAAACUCAAACUACCAAUAGUUCGUUGGUGAAGGACUUCAAGGUACACCCAGGAGCCGGAGUGGAGUGCAAAUUAGCAGCGAAAAUGGUUCUGGUUGGAAACAAAAGGCUCAUGAGAUCAUUUAACAUCCUUAUUAGCCCUGAAGCCGAAACCUACUUUUCACAUAACGAAAACCUUGCUCGCACCUGUGUGCUAUUUGCGAUAGAUGGCAAAAUAGUUGGUGCAGUUGCAGUCACUGAUCCAGUAAAGCCAGAAGCCGCACGUGUUGUAUCUUAUCUACGGUCCAUGAACAUUGGAAGCAUAAUGGUCACCGGUGACAAUUGGGCAACAGCAAACUCGAUAGCAAUAGAACUUGGAAUUGAAAAUGUAUUUGCUGAAACAGAUCCACUGGGGAAAGCAGACAAGAUCAAAGAGUUGCAGGCAAAAGGAAUGAUCGUGGCAAUGGUUGGAGAUGGAAUAAACGAUUCACCAGCUCUUGUUGCAGCCAAUGUAGGAAUGGCGAUUGGGGCUGGAACAGAUGUAGCUAUUGAAGCAGCUGAUAUAGUGUUGAUCAAAAGCAACUUAGAGGAUGUGAUUACUGCCAUUGAUUUAUCUAAGAAGACGAUUUCUAGAAUCUAUCUUAAUUACGUUUGGGCUCUUGGUUAUAAUGUGUUGGGUGUGCCCGUGGCAGCAGGAAUCUUGUUUCCGUUUAUGGGAAUUCGGUUGCCCCCUUGGUUGGCUGGAGCCUGCAUGGCUGCUUCUUCUGUUAGUGUUGUUUGUUCAUCAUUGUUGUUGCAAACUUAUAAGAAGCCAUUUGCAUACUCUAGAUAUUAAGCAAUUUGCAAAUGUGAAGAUAAAUAUAUCUUUUCAAAUGAAGUCCAACUUUUAGCUGUCUUGAUGCUGUAAUUUUGAAUAAAAUCAUAGAUAAUCACCAAAUUCUAAUGUUGACCUUUA
Molecule: messenger RNA, 3111 nt
Organism: Erigeron canadensis
Lineage: Eukaryota; Viridiplantae; Streptophyta; Magnoliopsida; Asterales; Asteraceae
Product: copper-transporting ATPase HMA4-like
Exons: 8
Coding region: 91-2991 (966 amino acids)
Biological process (GO): monoatomic cation transport
Cellular component (GO): membrane
Molecular function (GO): metal ion binding; ATP binding; ATP hydrolysis activity
Source: RefSeq, a predicted model, not a curated record